GAAUGGGAGGAGCAAGUGAUCCACCGGUGCAUCACAUCCUCCGCCGUAAAUCUUGACGACGGCAUGAACCCGCGGCUCGGUUCAUUCGCUCUGGCCGAGUUCUUGGCCAGGAACGAGCACGGAAACCACCACGUGGUCGUCAACAGGAACAAAUCCGUCCGCGGGAUUUUCGGGUACAUGUCGUCGGAGCACAUGGACUCCGGGGAGGCGACUGCCACCGCGGCGGAUGUGUAUAGCUACGGGGUAGUUCUCUUGGAGAUUCUCAUCGGGGAACCGGCGGUGGAUUUUCGCCGGCCGGAGGUGAUCUUUGUUCACAAGCUACAUAAGUUUGAGCAGAGCAAAAGGCCGUAUGAAGAUCUCGCCGACCGGAGGCUGACGGCGGAGAGAUUAAUAAAAGAAGGGAGUGGGAGGGGGAAGAUGAAAAAAAGAAGGGAGAGAGUGGGGGACUGGCAGGGUGGGACUGGGAGUGGGGUGAGGAAGAAGAGAAUGAUAACAAAAUAGUAUUUCACAGACAAAAGAGAACUAAUGAUAACAAAAUAGUAUUUCAAACGUUGGUUAAUCAUUUUAUAUUCAUCUACAAAAAAUCAAAUUCAAAUAAAUGAUUAUUUAAAUAAAAGAUCAUUUGUAAUUCAUCAACAGUUUAAUCAACUAUUCAAAACCAA
Molecule: messenger RNA, 662 nt
Organism: Cuscuta campestris
Lineage: Eukaryota; Viridiplantae; Streptophyta; Magnoliopsida; Solanales; Convolvulaceae
Source: the annotation of a GenBank genome assembly